This is a messenger RNA of Daktulosphaira vitifoliae (grape phylloxera), 3160 nucleotides long. It is a transcript of the gene egl, whose product is annotated as egalitarian protein homolog. The transcript has 7 exons. Lineage: Eukaryota; Metazoa; Arthropoda; Insecta; Hemiptera; Phylloxeridae. Gene Ontology annotation, molecular function: nucleic acid binding; 3'-5' exonuclease activity. Gene Ontology annotation, biological process: nucleobase-containing compound metabolic process. The record is from RefSeq and is a predicted model, not a curated record. The coding region runs from base 216 to 2399 and encodes 727 amino acids.
UUAUCGAAACUCAGUGUUAUGAUACUGGUCUCGCUGAUCGGUGGCUAGUAAGUGAUUAUUUAUUAUUAAGAUUUUUUUUUAUGUUUUAUGUUUUGUAAAAUAUAAUUUAUUUUAAAACCUAGUCAAAACCGAGCUUUACAUAAAACUUUUUUUUCUUGUUAUAAAUAAUAUUAUGUUUUAAUUUUGUUCGCUCUUAUAUCAAUAAUCGUAUCAUAAUGGAUAGUUCUGAAUACGAAUCGGUAAGAAAUCAAACACUUUUGUUUUUUUUUGAAAAACUAUUAGACAAAGGAACUCCGAGAUCAUUACAUGAUCUUAGCUGCCAGUUUGGUUCUAAAGGCUUCACUAAAGAAAUGCGUCAAAUAGCUGGUGGCUCACAAUCUGGACUAAAGAAAUUUCUAUCCCAACAUCCUUCAUUAUUUACACUAGAUGGUGAUUUAGUAGCUGCAUCUCAAAUCGUUGCACCAAUUCAAACUGAUUCUAACUAUAAUCACAAAGCUGUUGAUUAUUUUAGAGAUAAAUUACAAAAAUAUGGAGUUGGAACGGAAGUACCUAUUCGAUGUCUUCUUGGUCACCGUUCUCAAGCCCCUCCAGAAAUUCGUCUAAUAUCUGGACUUCAUAUAAAAGAAUUUAGAGAUUUUUUGUUAAGGUACCCUGAUGUGUUUACUGUAGGUGAUGAUAGUGUUAUUCUUACAGAAUAUGCUGGUUUAGAACGAAAAAUGUAUGAUGAUAGUGACAAACAAGAAAUUAAAUUUGAUCCAGAAAUUACUAAACGCUUAUUAACAUUUUGUGUUCAAUGCUUGGAGUGCAAGGGGCCUAUGCUUACUGAUCAACUAUUUCAUAGCAUCUCAUUACGCUUCACAGAAAAUACAUGGUCACCAAUUUUCAAAACUCCUACAGAUUUAUUUACAUUUUUAAAAAUGAACCCAGAACAAUUCAACACACAAUCUAACUUGAUCACUCUAGUAAAAAAUAUUCCUAAGCCUGAACCAAAAAUAACUCGAACUCCUAUUGAAGUGGUACCCUUAACUCCACCUAUGUCACCACCUUUACAAAAACCAAUAAAAAAUCAGUCACUUAAACAACGUAUCAACAGUUUAGUAAUGAAAACAAUUGCUGAAAACACUGAACGUAAUAAUAAAACACCUAAUUGUCAAGAUGAUGGUGAUGCUUGGAAAAACAAGAUGGUUAAUAAUGUAAAAGCAAUUGUGACGAGCAUUAAAGAAUGUUCCAAUAUAGUAGAGAAAAUAGUUACAAAAAAAUCACCUAUUGGUAUAGAUUUUGAAGGUGUUUGUAUUGGAGCUAAUGGCCAACUUAGUUUAAUGCAGAUAGUCAAUGAUGUUGGUGAAUGUUAUAUAUUUGAUUUAAUAGCAUGCCCACAGCUUGUUAAAAAUGGUGGACUGCAAAGUUUACUUGAAAAUUUAGAUGUAUUAAAAGUAAUUAACGAUUGUCGAAACGAAAGUUUAAAUCUGUACAACCAGUUUGGAAUCACUAUGAAAAACGUGUUCGACACUCAGGCCGCCAUAGCAGUAAUCCAAUAUCAAGAAACUGGUCAACCUGUUUACAAAGCAAAAAAUUGUAGUCUUAAUGCUAUGUGUGAAAAAUAUGGAUUGCCAUCAAACCCUACCAAAGAUCAGUUGAGGGCUCUUAAUAAAAAAGAUCAAAGAUAUUGGCUCCGUAGACCAUUAUCAAGGGAUAUGUUGGCCUUUGCUGCUAGUGAUGUAGUUACCUUUAUGCCUAAUUUGUAUAAUGCUAUGUCUACUCAAAUUCAUCCAUUUAACCAAAAAUUAUUAGAAGAACUAUGUGAAGAACAAGUUUAUUUACUUAUUGUACCAGAUAAUGUUCAAAAACGCAAACACCAGCGAAAAAUUGAAAAUGAGUUGCACGCUUUAAAGGAAAAACUUUCUUCUGAUAAUGGGAAAAGUGUUGUUCUCAGCAAUAGAGAAUUAAGAUUACUCAGACACUUGGAACUAACUGAUGAAGAUAAAGAAAAAUUAAAAGGUUCUUUGAAGGUUGCUAAAAAAUUAGAAAAAAUGGAAGGAAAGAAUAGUAAAAUUAGUGGUGAAGAUUGUGAUUCUAAUGAAUUCCUCAGUUUAGACAGUAACUUUAGUGGUAAAUCUACAUCAUCAGAUAACUCUGCUUCUGGUGGUGAAUUCCAAUCAUUAGUAUCAGAGCAACCCAGUUUAACUGAAUCAAUGCAAAUGAUGGACGAUGUGUUAUCUGAUAAGUUAAUGGAUCGUUUAGAAAAAAUUGAACGAUUAGAAUCACUUUUAACUAUGGCUAUGGAUGCUGAACCUGAUCAAUCAGAUAGUCUUGAUAUUUCACCUAUGGGCUGUAAUUGUUCGUGUCACCUUUUUGUUACAGAAACUGUUGAUAUGUCUACACAAACUGAAACUUUGUAGACUUUCUUAUAGUUCAAAUGGGAAAUAUUUGGGAUACAAAUUUGUGUUACUUUGAAUUAUCAGAAACAUGAGCUGAUAUUUUCAGUUGUAUUGGCCCAGUAUUACUUUGCAUUGAUUGAUAAACAAUAUUAGCAAUACACUGGGUCUGAGUAUGUAAAUAAUAUCUUAAAGAAAAUUUUUAACAGGGUUGAGUAUGUACAAUAUCCGUCCAUUAUUUUAUUGUACCUGCUAUAUAAUCAGUAUAGCAGUUAUAAAUAAUAAGCAAUAUUUUACAACAAUAAUGAAUCCGCUGUGCGGUAAGACAUUUUAGACUGAAAAUUUUAAUAUUAUUAGUUAUUGUAUAGUAUCACGUGCCUUUAUAGAAUAUAAGAAGUUUGUUUUGAUUAUUUUACUCUAGUGAAUUUGUUUGCUCAAACAGUAUUACAUUUAUAAAUUGUUAGUUAAAUGUACCUAUAAUAAUUCAAUGUCUUAUUAACAUAAAUUAUUGCCUACUAGUCGUUAACACAGUUUAUUUGUCUUCCCAGUUUAAAACUUAAUUAUUUUAACUACUUUAAGUACACUGUUGACAGUAAUAUUAUGUACACAUAUCUGCAGUAUUUAUUUUAUUUAAAACGUUGUUAUAUUAUUAUUUCUGAAAUUUGACCAGUAAUUAUAUUUAUAAUAUGUGAUUUAUUUGAUGUAUUUAUUUAACAUAUUAUGUUAUUUAUUUACUUACUAAAUUGAAUUAUAGAAUAUGUAAUAUAAUUAUUUUAUGGAACUAA